AGGCGGCGUGGCGGUGCAGCGAGCUGCGGGGCAGGAGCCAUGGCAGGACAGGCAUUUCGGAAGUUUCUCCCGCUGUUUGACCGCGUGUUGGUUGAAAGGAGCGCCGCUGAAACUGUCACCAAAGGAGGCAUUAUGCUUCCAGAAAAAUCUCAAGGCAAAGUGCUGCAGGCAACUGUGGUCGCUGUGGGGUCCGGCUCCAAGGGGAAGGGUGGAGAGAUCCAACCAGUUAGUGUGAAAGUUGGAGAUAAAGUUCUUCUUCCAGAAUAUGGAGGCACCAAAGUAGUUCUAGACGACAAGGAUUAUUUCUUGUUUAGAGAUGGUGACAUUCUUGGAAAAUACGUAGAGUGAAGUAAAUCACUGUUGAAGUGGCGUCACACAAUGCUGCCCAUUCCACUGAAGUUCUGCGUCUUUCAUCAUGUACAUAAUUUCCAUGUCUCUUUUAUAAUAAACUGAUGAUAUCUAAACUAAUCACAUAUGUUCUCUAAACUUUAGUUUCACUGUACUGGUGUAAACACUUCCAAAUAAAAUAUGUAAAUGAGUGUUUAAUC
This is a messenger RNA of Octodon degus (degu), 548 nucleotides long. Its product is annotated as 10 kDa heat shock protein, mitochondrial. Gene Ontology annotation, molecular function: protein-folding chaperone binding; protein folding chaperone; ATP binding. The coding region runs from base 40 to 348 and encodes 102 amino acids. The record is from RefSeq and is a predicted model, not a curated record. Gene Ontology annotation, cellular component: mitochondrial matrix. The transcript has a single exon. NCBI's taxonomy places the organism in Eukaryota, Metazoa, Chordata, Mammalia, Rodentia, Octodontidae.